UCUGGCUCUGACACACACUUAUAUUCCAGUGCAGGGUGCGGUUCCCUCACACAAACUCUCAGAGCUAUUACACGCAUUCGCAGAUGAGCAAAUCAGUACUGUUUGUACUAUGAGCAGUUUUGGGUACAGAAAGGAGCUUCAUAAAUAUGAAGAUGUGGAUGAGGAUGAACUUUUGGCCACCCUCACCAAUGAAGAGCUGCAGGAACUGGAAAGAGAAAUGGCUGACAUCGAUCCAGAUGAAAACACUCCCAUUGGACUGAGGCAGAGGGAUCAAACAGCUAAGCAGCCGACAGGAACUUUCUGCAGGGAAGCUCUGCAGAACGACCCUCACAAACUGCUUGAGAUGGAAAGGUCAGAAUAUGUCCAUCAACAGGAGAACAUGGAUGAGAGCCAGACAGAUAAGAGUGAAGAGGAAUGUUUAAGUGAGAGUGACACUGAGGUCUCUCUAAGGACAUGGAGUCUUCUCAACCACCAAGAGGAGAAAAAACAAAAUAAAAGACAUGGAAAUUUACAAGAAGUGAAGAACUACAACCAGAUGUUAAUCAAGUCAUCUCAACCAGACUGCAGGAAUAUGGGCAACAAUGGCAAUUGCAGAGGCAAACUCAGCAGGACAAGAAGAGACGUCCGUCAAGUAGACUCAAACCUCAAUGUGAUCCCAGAGGGAGCAAGCAGGAAUUCCACUGAUAUUGAUGGGAUCCUGGAGAAGAUCCUGAAGAAUGAUGAAUCUGUGUGUGAGGUCAACCUGAAUAACAUCGACAACAUUUCCCAGCAGAUGCUGAUUAGUUUUGCAGAGGCUUUGACCUCCAACAUGCAUGUACGGGUCUUCAGCCUUGCCAACACCCAUGCAGAUGACCAGGUGGCCUUUGCUUUGGCCAACACCAUAAAGAAGAACUACAGCAUCACAAUCCUUAACAUUGAAUCUAACUUUAUCUCAGGAAGAGGAAUCUUGGCCUUGCUCAGGUCUCUCCAGCAGAACACCAGUCUGGUAGAGCUCCGCUUCCACAACCAGCGGCACAUCUGCGGAGGUCAGGUGGAGAUGGAGAUGGUAAACCUUCUCAGAGAGAACACCACCCUACUAAAGUUGGGAUACCAGUUUGACCUGCCAGGCCCGAGGAUGAGCGCAACCAGCAUCCUGACCCGCAACCAGGACCGCCAGAGACAAACACGACUGCAGCUACGAAGACAGUCAGAAAAGACAGAAGAAACAAUGGAUCAAACAAGUCAUACUAUAAAAAAUGGAACUUCAAACCCCCAAAACAUACCUGACAAGAGAUCAGUCACAGCUUCCCAAGAGCAGGAGUGCAAUUCCCUUCCUAAACCUAAACCACAGCUAGCCCAUGUGCAAAAAGAGAAGAAUGUGCCCACCAGAACAAUUGCUGAAAUAGUAAAAUCACAGGAGAUCACAACAGAUAAUCAAAGCAAAAACAAACAAAGCACAAAGAUAUGGAACCAGACAAAGGAAAAAGAGAGUGGAGAUUUCUACAAGGAUGUGAAACAUGCACUAAAACCACCACCCAGGAAACAGGAAGACAGAAAUGGUCAGCGGUCAGUGCAUGGUGAUCUCAUGGCAGCAAUCCGUAGCAGCCGCAUGACAACACUCACAAAGGUUAAAGUCCUACAUCAUCAGUGUUCAUGAUGCAUCAUUAACAAGAUGUUCAACAAAGUUGGUCUCUCACACACAAACUCUGUUUGAUGGCAUUUAAUAUAAAUUACAUUAAUGCUAAUCUAUUUUUUUAAUCAAUGGAAAAGUGUAACAUUUAAAUAUUUUGCUGCACCUUCUUUGGUGACCUUCAAAAUAACGCUAGUGCAUACAUUUCCUGAAAUUCUAGGAUUUGAUUGUAACAGCACUAUGGCAUUAAGCCAGUGCAGAUUUGGAAGGUCAUUUUCAAUAAUAGUGGCAAAGACAAAAAAAAAAUAACGAGAACAUUAACUCCCGACACAUUAAGCCUGCUGAUUUUUUUGUCAUAUAAUGAGCAAUUUCAAAGUUUAUGCUUAUCAAAGAUAUAUUAACCAAGACACAAACUCCAAAUGAGAUUAGGAUCUUUUCCACUGGUCUAUUCAAGAAAUGUCCACACAACGUAAAGAGUAGCUGUUGUGCUUAAAUGAUGAUUGAGAUGAAAAAAAUGGAGAUGUAUGGUUUUGAUAUGAUCAAUUUUCUACUUCUUGACAAAAUCAACGUCAAGGCACCACAAACAAAUGACUGAGAAAAUGAACCAAUAUUAUUAUUUAUUUAAGUAUACAAUUUAGUGUUCAUUCCACAUUCCAACCCAUUUGUAAGGUUUGAAGUCAGUUUUAUAGUUUUAAUGCAGCACAAUCCUUGAAGGACAGCAAAACUCAAACAAACACUGUUAAAACAGCAUUAACUGCUACACAGAGGUUCUUACCUUGGGUUUACCUUGCAUGUAGUUGUCAGUCAAGCAUUGGCUUUUUAAAAGCUUCUAGUAAAGUGUUUAAAUUCA
Messenger RNA from Pygocentrus nattereri (red-bellied piranha), 2459 nucleotides. RefSeq names its product leiomodin 2 (cardiac) a (gene lmod2a). Gene Ontology annotation, cellular component: myofibril; striated muscle thin filament. Lineage: Eukaryota; Metazoa; Chordata; Actinopteri; Characiformes; Serrasalmidae. The transcript is spliced from 3 exons. Gene Ontology annotation, biological process: myofibril assembly; pointed-end actin filament capping; muscle contraction. The coding region runs from base 110 to 1636 and encodes 508 amino acids. Gene Ontology annotation, molecular function: tropomyosin binding. The record is from RefSeq and is a predicted model, not a curated record.